AAAAAUAAAGUUUUCCAGACGGGUUUUCCGCUGGCAAGACGUAGUAGUACGAAUUUCGAUUUUCCCGAACGAUUUUACGAGUUUUUUUUCACGCUCUCCGAGGUUGGUUUAGACUGAUAUCGUGGUGAGUAGGGCGGUUCGUAAUUACCAAAAAAAAAUCAAAUCGUGGCUCAAUAUUGCGACACAAUAACCGAAAAUAAUCAUUGCCAAAUCGGAGCAAAAUUCCUGCUAAAAAUAGCCGUGGUGAACACAAAGCGAUCCAGAGUCCAUUCACCACCGCACACGCACAUAUAAAUAUUAAACUUUUCGGUAAAUAUGGGUAGUAUCAGCAGCACAACACAAAGAGAAGAGGACAACGAUAUAUGGUGGACCAACGGCGUUAGAAGCAUGAGCGAGACACCAACAAGUAGUGGAACCAGCAGCAGCGAUAUCAGUCCAAAUCAAGAUUUCUCAGAGUUCCAGCAGGAAUUCGAACGAAAACACGAGAAACGACGAGAGAUCUUGGCGGCAAAGAAGAAACAGUUCGACGACCUGCGCGAGGAGGUGCGCCACCUCACCGAAGAAAACACGAAACUCAAGUCUCUGCUCUCGUCCAGGGAACCGUUACUGGACGAAUUCAAUAAAAUCGUCGCAGAAAACGCCUCCCUUAAGCAAGAAUUGACCUGCAAGACCCAACUCUUGGAGAAGAAUCGCGAGUUGAAGAUCAACAUCGCCCAGAUGCACCAGGAACUGCAGAACUUGAACGGGAUCGCCGUGGAAUUCGAGAGGGAGAAGGAGCAGUAUAAGAACCACGUGGCCGCCCUCAAGGACGUCAUAGCAGUCUCCAAGAAGAUGCUUUUGAUACGGGAAUCGCAGCUGCAAGAGCUGAGACAAAAAGUGGAAUCCAUCGAGAAGUCUCUGUCAGGCACAGAAAUGAAUUUGCUCUCCAUGGACCUGCGCAAGGAGUACGAAAAGCAGCUGGAGAGCAUCAGAAAUCUGAGGCACAUGUACGAGGAGAGACAGCGAACGGAUCAGAACGAGAAGCGCGAGCUGAGGGAGCUCGCCGACGAGUACAAGAAAGAGCUGGAGAAUCAACAGAAGAAGAACUCGGAGCUGGAGGAGCGAAUCUCCCAACUGGAAGGGCAAAACUCCGCAAAUUACGACGAAAUAAAAUCGCUGGAAUCCAACUUAGGGCUGUCCAAGGCAGAAUCCAGACAGUACCAAGCAGAGCUGGCUGUAAUCAACCAACUGUUCUCGGAAAUUUUACUAGGCUUCAACAGCACCCAGGACAUCGACCUGGAUAAGCUAACAAAGAACCUGGAGGACCACCACGCGCUCCUCCAAACCAUCAUCACCACCCCAGAAUCCUCCUCGAAGCUCCCAAAAGUCCUCCUAGACCUAGUCCAUCAGGUGCACAACACAACUCAGGACUCCAAACUGGAAACCAUCAUGGAAGAAUCCGAAUCGCCCGCACAAGACCAAAUCAACAGCGUAGAAGAAAUCGUGCAGCUGCUACCGAAAGUGUGGCGGGUCCUCAUCGAGCUCCUCAGCCACCAUAAGGUGCCGGAGAACGUCAUCUGCGAAGACUCGUCGGAUGCUUGCUACAAAACCGUUCAGACCCCCAAGGGCCCCAGCGUGGUCCUCAGCGUUAGCCAAACCUUCAUUCGCCUAAAAGACCUGAUCCUGGAAAAGAAAUCGUUGGAAAAAGAGACUGGGCAUCUAAAACAGCUGAACACCCACCUGGAAAACCGGCUGCAGGACCAAGAGAAGCGUCUGGAAACCGUUUCGAAUGAGCUGAACAAAACUUGGCACGUGGUGGGCAAACUGCAAAAGGAGCAUCAGCUGUUGCACACCCAAGAGAAGAUCCUGCGACACGAGUUGGCGCAGAAACGCAAAUUGCUCACCAACCUGCGGGAGCAACUGGAACACUCGAGGGCAAAAUGGCAGGAGGCUCGCGAGAAGAACUCCAAGACGGAAAAGCAAUGGAAGCAGCUGAGGGUGGAGUUCGCCUCCAGAAGGAACACCUUGGUCAAUGACAGCAAUAGCCAGGAGAGCGGGUACAGUGACGAACGGACGUCCAGUGACGAUGAAUCAGAGGUGGAUGUCCCAAAGACCUUGGUGUCUUCAGUGAUUGAAGAGGCUUUAGCGUCGAUAAUGGAGACGACCACCCCAGAGAGCAACUCGGAGAGUCAGAGGACUAUGGAGGAGCUGUUAGCUGCCAAAGAAGAGAGGCUGAAGAGGCUGGAGGGGCAGUGCGGGGAGCUCAUGGAGCAAGUCACCAAUACUGCCCAGAAGAGUGUGAUGAUUUGCAACAAGUUGGAUGAUUUGCAUGAGACCUAUGGGCAUGGGGCGUCUACUAGUGCCCAAGAGGUGAAAGAAGAGGAGGAGGAAGAGCAGGGAGGUCAGAGUAAGGAGAAGUGAAGUGAAAAGUGAUGUUAAUUUAUGUUAGAUUUAAGUUAUAUCGUACCUGUAAUUAUAUUGUUUUAUACAUGCAAUAAACAGAAUGUAAUUUUUA
Anthonomus grandis grandis is the source of this 2494-nucleotide messenger RNA. RefSeq lists its product as uncharacterized. The coding region runs from base 316 to 2400 and encodes 694 amino acids. Lineage: Eukaryota; Metazoa; Arthropoda; Insecta; Coleoptera; Curculionidae. The transcript is spliced from 4 exons. The record is from RefSeq and is a predicted model, not a curated record.